Molecule: messenger RNA, 478 nt
Organism: Effrenium voratum
Lineage: Eukaryota; Dinophyceae; Suessiales; Symbiodiniaceae
Source: the annotation of a GenBank genome assembly
GAACUUCCCGAAGCUGCCCUUCCUCUGGGUGAUGCGCUGGACCCGCGAGGCCGCGCUGGAGGAGCCCUGCGAGCUGUCGCUGGAGCUGCUCGCCCAUGGCUUGAAGUACAUGCUGCUUUGUGUGGACGCGCGGGAGAAGCUGAAGCCCAAACUGCAGCCCAAUGAGCGCGAGGAGAAGCUCGACGAGAGCCUCACCGGGUUGGACGCUCACCACGACGCUCUACUGCAAAGUCUGCGUGACUUCCAGCAGCUGGCAGAGCAGCCGCGCCGGCCGCUGCCGGAGGAGUUGCUGCGGCAUGUGCGGCAGGCCAUUGUGACCUUCGAGGGCCGCUGCUUCGCAGUACUGCUUCGGGCAGGCCUUGAGAAGAAGCAGCCGCGCUGGGUGAUGCUUGGCCCGCAGCCUUUUGCGCGGCACGUCCGGGAAUGGGUCUCGCAGAUUUUCGGCAAGUUUCUGCAGCUCCCGGCGUCUCUCAGCGAC